CUAAAUCCCAUAGAGAAUCUCUGGGGUAUCUUGGUACGCAGGGUCUUUGCCGGUGGUCCAGUAUGACAGUGUUUCUUCGCUGAGAGCAGCCAUUCUAAGUGCAUGGAACUCAAUUCCAGAAAAUGUAAUUCAAAAUCGCGUUGACAGUAUGCCAAAUAGAAUCCUCGAAGUUAUUCGUGAAGUAGGUGGUCUAACUAAGUAUUAA
Molecule: messenger RNA, 205 nt
Organism: Haemonchus placei
Lineage: Eukaryota; Metazoa; Nematoda; Chromadorea; Rhabditida; Trichostrongylidae
Source: the annotation of a GenBank genome assembly